Messenger RNA from Gadus morhua (Atlantic cod), 2682 nucleotides. RefSeq names its product methylmalonate-semialdehyde dehydrogenase [acylating], mitochondrial. The transcript has 12 exons. The record is from RefSeq and is a predicted model, not a curated record. Gene Ontology annotation, molecular function: methylmalonate-semialdehyde dehydrogenase (acylating, NAD+) activity. Gene Ontology annotation, biological process: thymine catabolic process; L-valine catabolic process. Bases 237 to 1811 code for a protein of 524 amino acids. Gene Ontology annotation, cellular component: mitochondrion. Lineage: Eukaryota; Metazoa; Chordata; Actinopteri; Gadiformes; Gadidae.
GCGCGCCGCUUUCGCAGAUCCACAAACAUCGCGUCAGGUCCAUCGCUGGUCGACACAGAGCGCUAGUCUGAUCCGUCACGGUUGUAGAUCGGCCAAAGUGCAGCGUAGGCUCCGCGUCUUGUCCUCUAUCGCUUGACUGCUGCACCGCUAGCUCCAGUUUGCUGCCCACUCUAGCUUGUCUUUUGGGUCAUUGCAAGGGCUUUGGAGGGAGCACUGAAGCGCACAUCUCAGCAGCCAUGGCAGGAAUACUCAGCAGGACGAUUUUCAACACAAAGACACCACUCCAACUCAGUCGUAUGUGGUACUCGUCAUCAGUGCCCACCACCAAGCUGUUCAUAGACGGCAAGUUUGUGGACUCGCAGACCACAGAAUGGAUUGACAUUCACAAUCCCGCUACCAACGAGGUGGUGAGCCGCGUCCCCAAAGCCACCCAGGAGGAGAUGCAGGCUGCGGCAGACUCGUGCUCCAGGGCCUUCCACCCGUGGGCGGAGACGUCCAUUCUCAGCAGGCAGCAGGUCUUCCUCCGCUACCAGCAGCUCAUCAAGGACAACAUCAAAGAACUGGCCAGGCUGAUCACUCUGGAGCAGGGCAAGACCCUGGCCGACGCCGAGGGGGACGUCUUCAGAGGACUGCAGGUGGUGGAGCACGCCUGCAGCAUCACCUCCCUGAUGCUGGGCGAGACGCUGCCCUCCAUCACCAAGGACAUGGACACGUACACCUUCCGCCUGCCCAUCGGCGUGUGCGCCGGCAUCGCCCCCUUCAACUUCCCCGCCAUGAUCCCCCUGUGGAUGUUCCCCAUCGGCAUGGUGUGCGGCAACACCUACCUGAUGAAGCCGUCGGAGCGCGUGCCCGGCUGCACCAUGCUCCUGGCCAAGCUGCUGCAGGACGCCGGCGCCCCCGACGGCACGCUCAACAUCAUCCACGGGCAGCACGCCGCGGUGAACUUCAUCUGUGACAACCCCGCCAUCAAGGCCAUCAGCUUCGUGGGCUCCAACCAAGCUGGAGAAUACAUUUACAAUCGCGGCUCCUCGAACGGCAAGAGGGUGCAGUCCAACAUGGGUGCCAAGAACCACGGUGUGGUGAUGCCCGACGCCAACAAGGAGAACACGCUGAAUCAGCUGGUGGGCGCCGCCUUCGGGGCCGCCGGCCAGCGCUGUAUGGCUCUCUCCACCGCCAUUCUGGUGGGGGAGGCCCGCGAUUGGCUGCCAGAGCUGGUGGAACGCUCCAAGGCGCUGCGCGUCAACGCAGGCGACCAGCCCGGGGCCGACGUGGGGCCCCUGAUCUCCCCCGAGGCCAAGGUCCGGGUGAACUCGCUGAUCCAGAGCGGGGUGGACGAGGGAGCCACCCUCCUGCUCGACGGCAGGGCGGUGAACGUCAAAGGCUACGAGAACGGGAACUUCGUAGGGCCCACCAUCAUCAGCAACGUCAAGCCCGAGAUGACCUGCUACAAGGAGGAGAUCUUUGGCCCAGUGCUGGUGGUGCUGGAGGCGGCAGACCUUGACGAGGCCAUCGCACUCAUCAACAACAACCAGUACGGCAACGGCACCGCCAUCUUCACCAACAACGGCGCCACCGCACGCAAAUACACACACGAGGUGGACGUGGGCCAGAUCGGAGUGAAUGUUCCCAUCCCAGUCCCUCUCCCCAUGUUCUCCUUCACCGGAUCCAGGGGCUCCUUCAGAGGAGACACCAACUUCUACGGCAAACAGGGCAUCCAGUUCUACACCCAGAUCAAGACCGUCACGUCGCAGUGGAAGGCAGAGGACGCCGGAGUCAGCAGCCCCGCCGUUACCAUGCCAACGAUACGCUAACACCUGAGCAGACAGGCCCGUGAUGAUGAAGAGAACCCAAUACUAGUGCUACUAACAGGAUGAACAUCCACCACAACUAUGCCUUACAGUUAAAGGUUUAGUUAUUCAUAGAAAGAGAGGGGCGGGGGGGGAUAAAUACUGUUCCUUUCGUUUCAUUACCGGCUGAUUAUUUUGGUAGACGAUGUGAGUGACUUUGAAGGACGCUGUCAUUUUUCUGUUAUCUAGCCGAGAGUAUUACACAUUGAUGUGUCACUCCAUUCAAACUACGCUACAUUUCUACCUCUUUCUGGGAGGGGGGGGAAAAGGACCUCGGUUUGCAGAUGUGAAAAUAUGUACAGCAUGUACUUGUAACAGAUUUGACUUCCGUUUUAUUAGUUUCCAUAAAGAGAUAAAGUCUUGAUCAAAUCUUUUGAUCCAGUGGUUAGUCAUGUCUACCUUAAAAUAUUGGAGCAAUCACAAAAAUACUAACUGUGACAGCAAGAUAUUAGCUUUGCAUAUGUUAACAACUCGCACCAAUACUGACAAACCCACUGCCCAACACUCCAGGGAAAUUAAAUGUAGGGUUGUUCUUUAACGGAAAACUGUCUGAAUUUCUCUGUCCCCUGUGUAUUUGAAUGUUUGUCAUAUCGGUAUCCGAACGCUUGAUAGAACAUUGAUGCCUUCGGUUUAUGGCAAUUUGUGUUUGAUGUGGAGGUUGUUACCGCAAUGUUUUUAGAUUUGAUUGAACUUGGAGACUUGUGUGGACUGUGAUAUUGAUUUAUCAAUCGGGGAGUGAUGUGAGGUCCAUAUAUAUUGCAAGAUGCUGUGUGGAUUUACUACUUUGCAAUUGGAUUUUGAGUAUGAUGUUUGAAUAAACAAAAUGCACACCGUC